Pocillopora verrucosa is the source of this 3283-nucleotide messenger RNA. Its product is annotated as threonine--tRNA ligase 1, cytoplasmic. Gene Ontology annotation, molecular function: ATP binding; threonine-tRNA ligase activity. Lineage: Eukaryota; Metazoa; Cnidaria; Anthozoa; Scleractinia; Pocilloporidae. The record is from RefSeq and is a predicted model, not a curated record. Gene Ontology annotation, biological process: threonyl-tRNA aminoacylation. Gene Ontology annotation, cellular component: cytoplasm.
UGUUUCCCUCUCAACUUAAAAGUUUACUGGAGAGUACGAAACACAGCGAUGGAAAAGGCUGUCAGUGAGUGGAUUUAAAUGAUAUGACUUCAAAGAAACAAGAAUUAACCUUUCGGUCAAAUAACGUAACUCCAUCCACAGUGUUAGCACUCGGCGCUUGAUCGAUGUCAGUCGUAACUGUUAUGCCGUCAUCAAUCAUCGUAAGAUAUUAUGAUCAGGACACUAGCCGUUGCAUUGCGACGGCAAACCACCUCAACGAUCUUAAAACCACGAACGACAAAAAUCAAGGAUUUUUAUGAAGAUGUGUUUCGACAUGGCAAACCGUUGAGGUUAUUCUGUUGCUGUGGUUCUGGACCUAUCAGACCUAGUGAUGAUAUAGUGGAAUAUCCUUUGGAGUUGAACCCACCUCCAGCCUUUCUAGAUGAAAGAGUAAAGCUUUUUGAUAGACUGAAGGCAGAAUAUGAUGCUAAAAUUGAAGCCAAAGAUAAAACACCAAUUAAGGUGACUCUACGAGAUGGUAAAGUUGUAGAUGGACAGGCCUGGAAGACAACCCCUUAUGAUAUAGCAAGUUCUAUUAGCCAAGGACUUGCUGAUAACACUGUUGUUUGCAAGGUUAAUGGUAAAGUGUUUGAUUUGGACAGAGUUCUUGAAGGAGACUGUACUCUAGAAUUUUUAAAAUUUGAAGACGAUGAAGCCAAAGCAGUCUUUUGGCAUUCUAGUGCCCAUAUUAUGGGUGAAGCCAUGGAGAGACAUUAUGGGGGGUAUCUGUGUUAUGGACCUCCUAUAGAAGAGGGAUAUUACUAUGACAUGUUCUUGGAUGGAAGGCAGGUGUCAUCCAAUGACUAUCCCUCUCUUGAUUCUUUGACGAAGUCCAUUGUGAAGGAGAAACAACCAUUUGUAAGACUUGAGCUGUCAAAAGAAGACCUCUUAGAGAUGUUCAAGUACAAUGAAUUUAAAUGCAGGAUUAUAAGGGAAAAAGUAAAAACCCCCACCACCACUGUCUACAGGUGUGGGCCUCUUAUUGACUUGUGCCGCGGUCCUCAUGUAAGACAUACUGGAAAGAUAAAAGCCAUGACAGUCACUAAGAACUCUGCCACAUACUGGGAAGGAAACUGCGAAGCAGAAUCUCUCCAGCGGCUCUACGGAAUCUCAUUCCCAAAUGAGAAACAGAUGAAAGAUUGGAAGAAAUUUCAGGAGGAAGCUGCUAAAAGAGAUCACAGAAAAUUAGGCAGGGAUCAUGAAUUGUUUUUCUUCCAUGAGUUAAGCCCUGGAAGCUGUUUCUUUUUGCCGAAAGGAGCCCACAUCUACAACACACUAAUAAAUUUCCUUAAGGAAGAGUACAAAAAGCGAGGUUUCCAGGAAGUUAUUUCACCAAACAUCUAUAGCACUAAGUUGUGGGAGACUUCGGGACACUGGCAACAUUACUCUGAAAACAUGUUCUCUUUUGAGGUGGAGAAGGAACGGUACGCUCUAAAGCCCAUGAAUUGUCCAGGACAUUGUGUAAUGUUUGACCAUCGUCCACGGUCUUGGCGUGAGCUUCCACUGAGGAUGGCAGACUUCGGAGUGCUUCAUCGUAAUGAACUGUCUGGUACACUUACUGGACUGACCCGAGUCAGAAGAUUUCAACAAGAUGAUGCUCAUAUCUUUUGUAGACCAGAUCAGAUUGGUGAAGAAAUCAAAGGCUGCCUGGAUUUCCUGAAGUUCGUGUACAACAAGUUUGGUUUCUCCUUCAAACUUUUCCUGUCCACCAGACCUGAGAAGUACAUGGGUAAGCUGGAGCUUUGGGACAGUGCUGAGAAGGAGCUGGAACGACGUCUCAAUGAGUUUGGAAUGACUUGGAAGUUGAACCCAGGAGAUGGAGCAUUUUAUGGACCCAAGAUUGAUAUUCAGAUUCAAGACGCACUCCGCCGGUAUCACCAGUGUGCAACCAUACAACUUGACUUCCAGCUGCCAGAAAGAUUCAACCUAACUUUUGUCAGUGGCGAUGGCGAUGAGAAGAAAAGGCCUGUCAUCAUUCACCGCGCCAUAUUGGGCUCCGUAGAGAGAAUGAUUGCUGUCCUUACUGAGAAUUUUGGUGGGAAAUGGCCGUUCUGGCUUUCUCCAACUCAAGCCAUCGUCAUUCCUGUUUCCCCUAAGUACGAAGACUAUGCAGUCAAGGUGAAGACUACCGUGUUCAGUGCAGGUUAUCAGGCCGAUGUUGACCUCGAUCAUGGCACCACACUGAACAAGAAGAUCAGGAACGCACAGCUUGCUCAGUACAACUUCAUAUUUGUUGUGGGCGAAAAGGAAGAAAAUUCCAACACGGUCAAUGUCCGUACCCGCGACAAUAAAGUUCACGGGGAGAAGACUGUCGAUGAAGUGCUUGAAAAGUUUGCCCAUCUCUCCAAGGAACGAAUCAGGGACAGCGAGGAGGAAUUUUGAAAUGACAAUAAUUUAGAACGCAUGGUUCUUUCGUAAAUUGCUAUAACCAGCAACAAAAAAAAGGGGAAAGAAGAGGGGAAAUAGGGAGGCAGGGGCUGGAAAUCAGUUUUAGGAAGUUGUUCAAUGUGACUAGAGGACAAAAAGUGUAUCUUUUAGGUGUAACACGAGCUAACACAUGUCAGUAUAUGGUAUUGUAUUGAACUCUUUGCACCUUAAUACAGUAUCAGUAUGCAUUCUCUCCAUGCUGUAUACGUUUUCUGAGGUGCUGCCAAGGAAAAUUUGUGAAACAAUUAACAUUUUCUCUAGUCGGUGGUCCUUACCCUCAUUCUUGUGACCUUAAAGUUUGAUUCAGAGGUGAUAUUGUGAGGAGUAUUAGGACGCCAGUCACCCUUAGGGGGUUAGAAGGUUAAUGUAGGACUAACUCCACUCGACAGAUUUUGAAAAAAAAAAAAAGAAAUUUUUCAUGACGAUUCGAAAUACGUUAUUGCUGAAUAAUAAUAGCAGCUAACCAAAGCUAUAUGGAUUUCCGCCCCGCCCUUUCCUAUUCCAUUCAAACUAACCAUAAGCAACUGCUUAAACUUGUUUUUAUUUUUGUUUCCGUUUUGUGGUAAUCUAUUAGUACCACAUUUUCAAAUUGGUUUGCCGUAGUGUCACGUCCUCUACUAGCUCGCCGUGCAUUAAGAAUUCUUUACUCUAAUUCACAAAAUGAAAUGUAUGAAAUUUGUUAAAAGUAAACCUCAGGGGAAGGUUAAGUUUACAGACGUAGUUAGUAUUUAGACGUGCUGUGAAAAGACGAGGAUGUCUGUGUGAAUUGCAUGUGGCAAUGACAACAUGGUUAUUAUUAAAAUAAUGUUAGAACUUA